Panthera uncia (snow leopard) is the source of this 3740-nucleotide messenger RNA. It is a transcript of the gene PATL1, whose product is annotated as PAT1 homolog 1, processing body mRNA decay factor. Gene Ontology annotation, molecular function: RNA binding. Bases 736 to 3048 code for a protein of 770 amino acids. Gene Ontology annotation, biological process: deadenylation-dependent decapping of nuclear-transcribed mRNA; P-body assembly. The record is from RefSeq and is a predicted model, not a curated record. Gene Ontology annotation, cellular component: P-body. The transcript is spliced from 19 exons. Lineage: Eukaryota; Metazoa; Chordata; Mammalia; Carnivora; Felidae.
UCACCCCGGUUCAACCACCCGGUACAUGCCUUCGCUUUUUAAAAACCGGCCGCCGUCAUCACCUCGAGACUCAUAAAUCACAGCCCUGACCUGCUGCGGAGGCAGCGGGUGACGGGGCCCUCAAAGCAGCGACGAAUUCAGCCACCUUCGAUGACCCGGGCUUUUCGGUCUUUUCCCCCUCCGCUCCGCGCACAGGGCAUAUCGCGAGGACCGCCCGCCCCACCCUAGCCCCGAAGAUCGUGCUGGUCGUUAGAAAAACAGCCCGGGAACCUCCAUUUCUCCCAGCUCGGGCUAAACCGGGGACUCUUCAAAGCCAUAUCCUGUGACAAUCACAGGGGUUUUCUCCGCCCCGUCGGUGACGGAAAACUCGUGACUCGGACUUGAGCGCGGGGCGGGCGGAAGGCAGCCGGGGGCGGAGCUGCGAGCCCGGCUCGCGAGGAAGCCCCCGACGGGCGGCGCGUGCGCAGUCGCUCUCCACGGGACCUCCUUCCCGCCGCUGAGACUAGGAAGCGGGACGCCAAAUCUGUCCCCGCGCAGCCGCCGCGCCGGGCGCCGAGCGGGGCGGCCGGCCUCCCCGAGGCGCGCCUGUGCACGUUCCCACGCACGCUCCGGCGUACGGCGGCGGCCAGGGGUCGCGAGCCGGUGGAGGACCCGCGCGCGGAGGAGCCCGGCGAGUCAGCGCCUCUUCCCUCCCUCCCCCACUCCCCUCCCCGCUCCCUCCCCCCCUCCCCAAGAAUGUUCCGCUACGAGUCUUUAGAGGAUUGUCCUCUGGACGAAGAUGAAGAUGCCUUUCAGGGCUUGGGAGAGGAAGAUGAAGAGAUUGAUCAAUUCAAUGAUGAUACGUUUGGGUCAGGUGCAGUUGAUGAUGACUGGCAGGAAGCACAUGAGCGCCUGGCUGAACUGGAAGAGAAGCUCCCAGCGGCAGUUAAUGAACAAACGGGCAAUGGAGAAAGGGAUGAGAUGGACUUGCUGGGUGACCAUGAGGAGAAUCUGGCAGAAAGGCUCAGUAAGAUGGUGAUUGAGAAUGAGCUAGAAGAUCCAGCUAUCAUGAGGGCAGUGCAGACCAGGCCAGUCCUGCAACCCCAACCAGGGAGUCUCAAUUCCAGCAUCUGGGAUGGAUCUGAAGUUCUGAGGCGAAUCCGAGGACCACUGCUAACUCAGGAAAUGCCUACAGUGUCUGUAUUAGAAUAUGCCCUGCCUCAGAGGCCCCCACAGGGCCCAGAAGAUGAUCGGGACCUUUCUGAGCGUGCUUUGCCGCGGCGGUCCACGUCACCUGUCAUCGGGAGCCCUCCUGUUAGAGCCGUCCCCAUAGGCACCCCACCUAAGCAGAUGGCUGUACCCAGCUUCAGCCAACAGAUCCUGUGUCCGAAGCCUGUCCAUGUCCGGCCCCCGAUGCCACCGCGCUAUCCUGCUCCCUACAGUGAGAGGGCGUCCCCAAACCAGCUCUGCAGUGUCCCGAACUCUUCCCUGCUGGGUCACCCUUUCCCUCCUAGUGUUCCUCCUGUCCUCAGCCCCCUCCAGAGAGCACAGCUUCUGGGAGGAGCACAGCUGCCGCCUGGACGGAUGUCUCCCAGCCAGUUUGCACGGGUCCCUGGAUUUGUUGGUAGUCCGCUUGCCGCCAUGAAUCCCAAGUUGCUGCAAGGGCGAGUGGGGCAGGUGCUGCCCCCAGCGCCGGGCUUCCGUGCCUUCUUUAGUGCUGCACCCCCCGCCCCACCGCCUCCCCAGCAGCACUCCCCCGGCCCAGGGCCUCACCUGCAAAACCUAAGGUCUCAGGCCCCGAUGUUUAGACCAGACACAACUCACCUCCAUCCCCAGCACCGUCGGCUCUUGCAUCAGAGGCAGCAGCAGAACAGAAAUCAGCAUCGGAGUCUUAACGGUGCAGGAGAUAGAGGAAGUCACCGGAGCAGCCAUCAGGACCAUCUCCGAAAGGACCCCUACGCCAACCUCAUGCUGCAGCGAGAGAAAGACUGGGUCUCUAAAAUUCAGAUGAUGCAGCUACAGAGCACUGACCCCUACCUGGACGAUUUUUAUUACCAAAAUUACUUUGAAAAACUGGAGAAACUGUCAGCUGCUGAAGAAGUGCAAGGUGAAGGCCCUAAAAAGGAGCGUACCAAGCUCAUUACCCCUCAGGUGGCCAAACUGGAGCACGCCUAUAAGCCAGUGCAGUUUGAGGGCUCUCUGGGAAAGCUCACUGUCUCUAGUGUGAAUAAUCCCCGAAAGAUGAUCGAUGCUGUUGUGACAUCUCGGAGUGAGGAUGACGAGACAAAAGAAAAACAGGUUCGGGACAAGAGACGAAAAACCCUGGUCAUAAUUGAGAAAACCUAUAGUUUACUCCUUGAUGUGGAGGAUUAUGAAAGGCGGUAUCUCCUAAGUCUAGAAGAAGAGCGACCUGCCCUGGCGGAUGAAAGAAAGCACAAAAUUUGUUGCAUGUAUGACAACUUAAGGGGGAAAUUGCCUGGACAAGAGAGGCCAAGUGAUGACCACUUUGUGCAGAUCAUGUGUAUCCGAAAAGGGAAGAGAAUGGUUGCCCGUAUUCUUCCUUUCCUCUCCACAGAGCAAGCAGCUGACAUUCUCAUGACAACAGCCAGGAAUCUCCCUUGCCUUAUCAAGAAGGAUGCCCAAGAUGAGGUGCUGCCAUGCUUACUGAGUCCCUUCUCCCUCCUGCUCUAUCACCUUCCAUCAGUGACUGUCACCAGCCUUCUGCAACAGCUAAUGAACCUACCUCAGAGCGCGGCCGCGCCAGCGCCCUCUAACCCUCACCUCGCUGCUGUGCUCCAGAACAAGUUUGGCCUGUCACUGCUCCUCGUCAUCCUGAGCCGUGGGGAAGACCUACAGAGUUCAGAGCCUGCUACAGAACCCACACAGAACAACCAGUGGACACAGGUGAUGUUCAUGGCGACCCGAGAACUUCUGCGGAUUCCCCAAGCAGCCCUGGCCAAGCCAAUCUCAAUACCGACAAACCUGGUAUCCCUCUUUUCUCGCUAUGUUGACCGACAGAAACUGAACUUGCUGGAAACAAAGCUGCAGCUAGUUCAGGGGAUACGAUAAAAGAUCUCCAAAUGUGUCCCGUACCUCCUUUUGGCUGCCACCUGCACUGCCGCCAUCACAAUGGAGUGUUUUUAAAUGAGGGAGGGAAGGUAGCUUAUUCCCCAAAGCGUCUUGUGGGACUGAUUCCUGUUGGCAGGGGUCGUCUCUGAAUGCCAGGUAUUUCCCCACUGCUCUGUGAAAUUUGGCUGGGUGACCCUUCUGGUUUCUUCUUACCUUCUGUGUUACAAUUCUGCAUGUCCUGCUGUCCCUCAAGUCUUCUCAAUUGUGCAUUUUCUUUGCCCUAGAGACACAAAUAUAAUCUCUCCCUUUGUCCCACCACCACCGCUCCAGGUCACAGUAGACUGUAGCCUGCCAGAGGGUUCCUUCCCUCGUCCUAUCAAAGUCUUCUUUCGUUGCCCCAUAUUAAUACGACUAUAGGAGAACCAAUUAAGUAGAAACCAACGUAUACAUAUAUGCGCGCACGCCCCCUCUGCACGCGUUCGCGUGGUCUCCAGAGGAUCCGUAAAGAAAGAGUUCUGGAUUGAGAAAUACGUAGUUGACACGUCCCUCCUCUAAAAACAAACCAGCUGAUGUAUUUUUAAUCUGUUUCUAGUCCAUCCUGUAAUUAAUUUGGUGGGUUCUACUUGUUUUAAUAUAAACGCAGGGUAUGCAGCACGUUAAUAAAAUCAGAACUCUUAAUUGGCUGACACCCA